Thunnus maccoyii (southern bluefin tuna) is the source of this 2073-nucleotide messenger RNA. It is a transcript of the gene stoml3a, whose product is annotated as stomatin (EPB72)-like 3a. The record is from RefSeq and is a predicted model, not a curated record. NCBI's taxonomy places the organism in Eukaryota, Metazoa, Chordata, Actinopteri, Scombriformes, Scombridae. The transcript has 8 exons. Gene Ontology annotation, cellular component: plasma membrane. Bases 932 to 1780 code for a protein of 282 amino acids.
UUUGUCUUAUUUUAAAGUAAUUUGAAUAACCACAAAUUCCAAUUUCAUGGAAUUAUGAGUAAUAUUGUUAAUUAUGGAAAUAAAACAGAUUGAGCUCCACCCAAAAUCAAAAGCCUGAGUACACACAGAUUUUUUUUUUUUUUUUACUGCUUUAAACACUCACAGUAGCAUUUUAAACUCAUCCCCUUAAAUGAAACUAGCAAAAGGCAUGCAGUGUGUAGCAUUGUGAACAAGAGGAGCUGGAAUUCACAUGCACAUCAUGUAGUGAGUGUGCUGUCAUGUGACCAAGUGUCAUGUGACGAUCCAUUAAAGGGACCUCCUUGAAAAAUUAUGGAAACGAGCAGCUCACAUGUCAGUUCUUAUGACUCUGUAGCUCACACACACUGUGUAUUGCACAACUUCACAUCACAGAAAUAACUGUUUGGCAUUUGUUUUUAUUGUGUAGUCAUGCUGUUUUACAUUACUGCAAUUACUAUGUAUAUCCAUAUUGCUCUCAGAUACUAUUUAUUUGAUUAAUAUAAAAUUCAUCCACCUCACUCCUUUCCUCUCUUCCUCUCUGUCCUCUCUAUAUCACUUUGUGCAUAUAUACAUUGUAUACAUCAUUUUUUAACCUAAUUUAAACAGAAAUUUUAUUCAUUGUGCAAAAACUGUCAAUUUUUCACAUUUUAAAUGACACAUGAGACACAAUGACACAGGAAACAUGAGUAUGAUCACAUCUCGUACCUGCAUCAGCUCUCAUGUUUCACUACUUGGAUGUCAUCUAUUGUUUAUUCAUAACCUACACUCAACAGGUGUCAGAUUCCUGGACCUGGAUGUAAGAGUAUAAUGGGAAAGCACAAGAGUUGAACCUUAAGCUUUCCAAUACAGGAGCUACAUAGAAGCUGGUUGGGAUCUACAGUAUGGUUCAUAUUACCUGUUGGCACCCACAAGCAUGGACAAGAUGGUUACGCCAGGUAAACUUCAGAUCAACUCCAUGGAUAAUGUUGAAGACAGAAACUCAGGGAGACUGGGAUGUUUCGGUUGGAUAUUGGUCAUCAUAUCUCUCAUGAUUAUAGUACCACUCUUCCCUCUCACAAUAUUUUUUUGUGUUAAGAUAGUGAAGGAGUAUGAGCGAGCCGUCAUUUUUAGACUCGGCCGAAUCACAGACAGGAAACCUAAAGGACCAGGACUUUUCUUUGUUCUGCCCUGCACUGAUAACUUUGUGAAAGUUGAUCUGAGAACUAUAUCGUUUGACAUCCCUCCACAAGAGAUCCUAACCAAAGACUCAGUGACAGUGUCUGUGGAUGGUGUGGUGUACUUCCGGAUACACUGCCCUAUAUCAUCUGUGGCCAAUGUGUCCAACGCACACUCAUCUACUCGGCUGCUGGCUCAAACCACCCUGAGGAAUGUGCUGGGCACCAAGAACCUUGCAGAACUGUUGUCUGACAGAGAGGGCAUAUCCCUUAACAUGCAGGAAGCUCUGGAUGAAGCCACUGAUCCGUGGGGUAUUAAGGUGGAGCGUGUGGAGAUCAAAGAUGUGAAGUUGCCUCAGCAGCUGCAGAGAGCCAUGGCAGCAGAAGCAGAGGCCACUCGGGAGGCCAGGGCUAAGAUCAUUGCUGCGGAGGGAGAGAUGAAAGCCUCCAGGGCUCUGAAAGAGGCCUCUCUGGUAAUCUCUGAGUCACCCUCUGGCCUCCAACUACGAUACCUGCAGACGCUCAACACCAUCGCAGCAGAGAAGAACUCCACCAUCGUCUUCCCUCUGCCUAUAGAUAUGUUGCAGAAUUUCAUACAGAGGAAGUGAUGAAUUUAAAUUUCAAGUCAUAUAAAAGCUACAUUCAGUCAGAUUUGUACCGUUAUUAUAGUUAUAUUGUUAUUAUUACUGUUAUAAGCUACAGUGGUAUCUCUUUUUGAUAUGACCCCUGCAUGUUUAUUGCUGAUUUGCACUUCUGAAACAUAAAAUGUAUUCUGUUUUUACUACAGCAAAGGAAGAGCUCUAUGUCUUGGCACCAUAUAUAUGAAUGGCAAAAAUAAAGUAGAAUGAUUAUGUAUUAAAGGUAUAUCCACACCAACUCUCACUUUUGCACACUUAUUUUC